Moesziomyces aphidis is the source of this 1521-nucleotide messenger RNA. Lineage: Eukaryota; Fungi; Basidiomycota; Ustilaginomycetes; Ustilaginales; Ustilaginaceae. The record is from the annotation of a GenBank genome assembly.
AUGAUCAAGAUGCAACGACCCACCCUGCCAAGGGUGUACAGUGGGGCCCGGAAUGCGCUCUUUGACGAUGUGCAGGAUCUGUUGCGCACAGAGGAUGCCGACCCUUCAGUCCCACCUCCACCAUUCGUCGUCGCCGGCUCCGCUGCCGCCCUCACUACGGCUGCUACUCUCGCUCUGGCCCACGGGAAUGUAGGCAGCAAUGCUGCUUCCGAGUGCGGGGUUCCUGCAUACGCACCACCGCUCCGUCAGCGCGUCGUCGGCUUCUACGAGCGCCAUACCAAGCUCACCGACACACUUGCAGCCCUAGGCGAUGUUGUCGCCAGCCUAGACGCGGUGCAGCACGACAUCUUUGCCAUCACGGGCAAGGUCAAGAGUCAGGAAGUGCGGCUUAAGACCUUGCAAGCUGUGUCGAACGAGAAGCGCCAGGCCCACGCCAAGAUGGGCAGCACGCUGGCCAAGCGCAUCAUGAACAAGCGUGGAACCCGAUCGCGCCUGCUUCUUAAAGCACACGACGAGGCCGAACAGGCUGCAGCCCACCAAGCCGCUCACGAAGCGGAACUCGAGAAGAACCGGUCAGCGCUGACCUCCAAGCUCGAUGCCAAAAGCCGGCUGGAAGGGGACUUGGUCGAGUACACACGCGUAGCCAAAGAGCUCGACGAGAUCGACCGAACGCUGUUCGACGGCGUCACCCCCGAGUUCCCCGCAGAGGACGUGGCCGAGUUCGAGGUCAAGGUGUGGACGCAAGUGCAGACCUUCAUGCAAGCCGAAUCCAACCGAGAGAAGCGCGCGCGUCAGAUGCUCAAGGAGGCCUCUCCGUUGCUCGCGUCGGUGCUCAAAGACGUGCAAAAGGCGCUGCAAUUCUGCAUCGAAUCGGGCGUAGCGUCCAACCAAAAGUACACCCGGGAGCUCACGACGAACAACACGUCACGUUCGACGGUGCGUGCCACGCAGCCGCUGGUGCUGCGGGCCAAGACAAGCUCGGGCAAGCUCUUCACCACGCUUGCCAAAGCAAGGGGCAGCCAGAUGCUCGUCGGUCCUCCGCCCGAGUUCCGACUGAUCGAGCUGCACCACAUGCCGGGCAGCAAGAAUGCCAACGCAGUCGACGAGCGCGGCCUGCACAAGUCGCUCGAGACGUCGUAUGCGCAGGCAAAGGCGCUCGACUCCUAUCUGAAACGCGAGAUCGCCACCAGUCUCGAGCGGCAGAAGAAGCUCACCGCCGAGACUGCUAAGCUGCAGAGCACGGUCAAGGAGGCCGUGGGCCAUUUGCGAAGCGUCCGUCGCGCCAUCGUCACGGCGGUCUCCAGAGAAGAAAGUGGGAGGCAAGGAGCAGCGACGGGCGCUUCACAGUCGGAACUCGGAAUGGGCAAUGAAGGGUUAGCGGCGCAGAAUGCAAGGAACCCGAUGAUCUCCAAGCAUCUCAACGAAGAUUUGCGCAAGGAAGCACUGAUUCGCCUACGCAGGCUCGUCGCACUGCCUGAUCCUGAGUCGGACGACGACAAUCUGUACCCUAUGAUCGCCUGA